Messenger RNA from Gadus morhua (Atlantic cod), 1191 nucleotides. Its product is annotated as neuromedin-U receptor 1-like. Gene Ontology annotation, biological process: neuropeptide signaling pathway. The coding region runs from base 1 to 1191 and encodes 396 amino acids. Gene Ontology annotation, cellular component: plasma membrane. Gene Ontology annotation, molecular function: neuromedin U receptor activity. The record is from RefSeq and is a predicted model, not a curated record. The transcript is spliced from 3 exons. Lineage: Eukaryota; Metazoa; Chordata; Actinopteri; Gadiformes; Gadidae.
AUGUAUGUUGGCCUCAACGCCAGCCUCCAGCCCCCCCCCUCCUCCUCCUCCUCCUCCUCUGACCUCCUCUUUCAGAUCCUGGGCCCCAAGCAGUCGCCCCUCGCCCUGCCCAUCGCCUCCGUGUACCUGCUCAUCUUCCUCACGGGGCUGUCGGGCAACCUGCUGACCUGCGCCGUCAUCGCCAAGCACCGGAAGAUGCGGACGCCCACCAACCUGUACCUGCUGAGCCUGGCGGCCUGCGACCUGCUGCUGCUGCUGGUCGCCAUGCCGCUGGAGCUGUACGACCUGUGGCAGAACUACCCCUUCCCCUUCGGCGAGGCCGGCUGCUACCUCAAGACCUUCCUGUUCGAGACGGUGUGCUUCUCCUCCAUCCUGAGCGUCACGGCGCUGAGUGCCGAGCGCUACGUGGCCGUGGUCCACCCGCUGAAGACGCGCCACCUGUCCACCAACCGCCACGCCCGCCGCGUGCUCGGCGGCGUGUGGCUGGCCUCCAUGGCGUGCGCCGUGCCCAACACCCUGCUGCACGGCGUCUACCGGCUGCCCGAGAGGGCGGAGGAGUCGGCCGUCUGCACGGUGCUGCGGCCGCUGUGGGUCUACAAGCUGCUGAUCCAGGUCACCACCGUCUGCUUCUACCUGGUGCCCAUGGCGGUGAUCAGCGCGCUCUACCUGGUGAUGGCCGUGCACCUGCGCCGCGAGAGGAGCGCCCCCGGCCACCAGGGGAAGAGCUGCAGCCCCGGGGCGCGCCCCCAGGGGGAGGGCGGGCGCCACAGGCAGGUCACCAAGAUGCUGGCCGUGGUGGUGGCGGUGUUCGGCCUGUGCUGGGCUCCCUUCCACGCCGAGCGCCUCCUGUGGAGCUCCGUCAGCCAGUGGACGGACGCCAUGCACGGCGUGUACCAGUGGGUCCACAUCCUGUCGGGGGUCCUCUUCUACCUCAGCUCCGCCGUCAACCCCCUCAUCUACAGCCUGCUCUCCACGCGCUUCCGCCAGGGCUUCCGCCAGCUCGUGUGCUGGCGGACGGAGGCCGCCGCCGCCCCCGCCGCCGGGUCGGCCCCGCGCCACUCCCCCCCGCUCCCCCCGGGUCCGGGGGGGGCGGCCCCCCAACCCGACCUCCGUCCUCUCCCCGGGCCCGGCCCGGACGCCGCUCUGCCGCUGCGGUGCGGAGGGGCCGACUGCGUGACCUCCGCCUGCUGA